AUCCGUGCCAGCAUUACGCCCCGUGUUGCUACCACACCCAGUCUCCUGGCAAAGUUGACUCACAACAGAGUGAAACGGGACACCACCAGAGCUCUGCUGGGCUGCAGGGCAGAAAUAACCUCCUUCACACGGACAGACACACAGAGAGGAAAGUGUAUUCUACUUUAAAAAGUCUGAAGAACACACGUUAGACUCAUCAUGAAGUUUGCUUUAAGGAUAGCUCUGCUUCUUUGCCUUGUUUUGGGAACUUUAGCGCAAGAUGGUGGAUUUGACCUGUUUGACGCUUUAGGUGAUGACGACCCAACACCAAUACCACCAAAGCCCAAGGAGCCCCCAAAGCAGCCGGGCAAUCCAGCUGGUGGCGGCGGACUUGAUUUAUCAGAUUUCUUCGACGACCCUGCACCAACACCAGAAAAGCCAAAAGUAGAUGUGCCAAAGACCCCAAGCAAGCCCAAAGAUGAUGGUGGAUUUGGAUUUGACUUGGAGGACGCUAUCGGCCCAGAGGACCCCAAACCUGACAAACCAAAGCCAAAGCCAAAGCCAAAUCCAAGUGGAGGGGGAGGAUCAUUUGAUGACUCAAUUUUGUCGGAUAUCGGCGACAGUGGGGAAUACAAACCUGAUGGAGGUCGGUCAGGAGGGCGUGGUGGUGCUCAUAACCCUGGAUAUGACCCCGGAUAUGAUCCUCAUGGUGGAGCAGAUCAACCUCAAGAUCCAGACCUCCUGUGGGGCCAAAUCCUGAAGAUGCUAGAUGCUAACAUGCCUGAGGAGUUCUAUGUGUGGAUUUCUAACUUAAAGCAGACGAUAACACCUCUGCUAGAGAGAGCCAUGGAAAUGCUGCAGGCGUUACCAUAAAUACCAAAAAAUAUACCAAUCCACGAAAACCUGAAUGGGCUUUUGAUGAGUUAUUGGACUUCUGAUGGACUCUGAUUGAAAAAUGGCUGAUUUGAUAAACUCUGAUUGGGAAAAAUUGAAACUGUUUGGUAUCUAAAACCUCAAGAAUCAGAAAAAGCUUGGACUGAUCAUUGGGACUCUGUAACUGGAACUUUCUCCUAGUUUUUAAAGACUUGAUUCUUUUUGCUGUAGUUCAGCCCUGGAAGACCUUUGACAUCUGUUUAUGUUACAUAUUGCAUGUCUGAACGUAAGGAGGUCUCUAAGAGAAAGGAUGCACCAAUCUGACUUUUUUAUAUCGGAACUUUGUGUCUCUGGAAAUAAUUGUUUAUGAUGUAAACAACUGCUAACUGAUAGCACCGACAGCAACUCAGAGGAGCAGCUCAGUUCAGCACUGUUUAGAUCUAGAAAGUGGGGAUAAGGUUAUCCAGCGGCUGUGCCAGGUUAUACUAAUGUAUAACAAAGCAUUGAGUGUUGAUAUUCAGAGCAGGAAUUUGAAAGUUUACCUGCAAAGAGGAUUAAAGGAUGCUGUGCUAGCAUCUGUAACAUUAGCCACAUUAUGCAAACUAACCUGAAGUUGGUUAGCAGAAUUGUGUUUACAUGAUUUUGGACUAGUUGACUAAGUGCAAUUGCAAUUUGCCCAGUAGAACUUAGCAGCACGUUUAGUUAUUUGUGCUAGGGAUGCACCAGUUAUGAUACCAGAAUCAGGGUAUGCACUAAUACCAGUACCAGUAGCAGGUAUCUGCACUGACACCAGUACAAGUAUGGUAUCUGCAACAAUACUAGUACCAGUAUCAGUUAUUGGUGCUGAUACAAUUACCAGUAUGUGGUAUCGGUGCUGAUAUCAGUACCACUAUCAGGUAUGUGCACAGAUACCAGUGCCACUAUCAGGUAUCUGCAAUAUUACUAGUACCAGUAUCUUGUAUUGGUGCCAGUACCAGUAUCAGUUUCAGCCCGAGUACCCAUGACAUUGCCAAUAUGUGGUAUGGAUGGUGAUACCAGCACCAGUAUCUGGUAUCUGCAAUGAUACUUGUACCAGUAUCAGGUAUUGGUGCCAAUACAUAACCAGUAUCUGGUAUCUGUGCUGAUACCAAUACCAGUCUCUAGUAUCUGCACCAAUACUAGUACCAAUGUCAGGUAUCGGCUUUGAUACCAUUACCUGUAUCUGGUAUCUGUACCAAUACCAGCACCAAUAUCAGAUAAAUGCACAAAUAUUGGUACCAGUAUCAGGUAUCAGUACUGAUUCCAGUACCAGUAUUAGGUUGCAGAGCCUAUACCAUUACUAGUAUCCAGUAUCUGUACCAAUACCAGCACCAUUAUAAGAUAUCUGCACAAAUAUUGGUACACAGUAUCUGGUAUCAGUACCAAUAACAGUCCUUAUCAGAUACUGCACCAAUACCUCAUUGGAUAUCUGUACCGAUACUGCUACCAGUAUUAGGAACCUGUGACUGAUACCAGUACCACAUUCAGGUAUCUGAACCAGUACUACUAAAAGUGUCUGGUAUUGGUGCCGAUACCAUUACUAUAAUCUUGUAUUGAUGCUGAUACACUGCUACUAAUACCAAUAUCAGGAACCUGCACUGAUACUAGUACCAUUAUCAAAUACUGGUUUUUGCACUGAUACAGGUACCAGUAUGAUAACAGUACCAGUAUCUGGUAUUGGUGCUGAUACCAAUACUAAUAUCAGGUAUCUACAUCAAUAGCAGUACCAGUAUCAGUUACCAGCAUUAAUACCAUUAUCAGAACUAGAUAUCUGCACCAAUAGUUGUGCAAGUAACAGGUACUAGCACCGAAAACAUCAGCACCAGUUUAAGUUAUGUGCAUUUAUACAAGUACUGGUAUCAGGUAUCUGCACUGAUACCAGUACCAGGCAUUUGAACUGGUAACAAUAUCAGGUAUCUGCUCUAGUAGCAGAUUUAGUAUCAGGAACCAGCGCUGAAACCAUUGCUAGUAUCAGGAAUCUGUACCAAUACCAGUACCACCAUCGGAUAUCUGUAUUUAUACAGGUUUUUGGAGCCUGCUUUCAUACCAGUACCAGUAUCAAGUAUUUGCACUGAUACCAAGCCUGAGUACACUUAAAAUUUGCAGAUACUCUACUCGAUAUCAUUUUAUAAUAUAAUGUUAGCCUGUUGUUUUUUAAGCAUUUAAAUAGAGUUGGAGCACUCUCCAAACUGUGCAGAAAAUCUCAAGAAAAUGAAAUUAACUUUAAAAAUAAUUUCAAGUACUGUAAAGGUAUUUUUAUAUGGCAUCAGUGAGUACCCAAAUAAAAGUACUAGUACUUAUACUUAGUCUGGAAUAACAUGGUAUUGGUGCAUUCCUAAUUUUCACUGCUUUGAGAACAAAAUGGUUCCUUUUUGGAUCAGAUUGGUGCAUCCCGUUCUAAAAGACAGAACUAUUUGAACCAAACCACUCACUGACUGCAUGAAGUACUGUUGAUGCCAUAUUGUGGAUUUUCUCUCCUGAUGAUGGGUGUGUGAGAACACAUUCCUCUCUCUCCACCCCGCUCUCCUCACCAUGACUCAUACUAAUGUUGUUCUCAUUAAGCUCCACUUUGAACUCAAGUUACCUUUUCUUCUUUUUUUUAUUUCUUGUAGAUAUUUCUUGUUUUUCUAGUGUUUGUUCUGAGCUCUAAAGAGACUCACAUGACAGGAAACAGGGUGUCAGAUGGAGCAGAAAUGUCCCAAGGGUUUCUUUAGAAGAGGUUUGUUUUAGAGCGUCAUUAUUUCAUGUGUGGACACGCCUCUUAGGCCUCUGAUCCUUUUGGGCCUGAGUCAGCUUCCUUUAGGCUCCUCUAGCACAUGUUAGCAUGCUUUGGUCUGCAUGCAUUCCUCACAUAGCGGUCUCCGCAACACGCUGCUGACAGAUGACACACCGAGGUGUGGACGAUUGUUUGAGCCGUCUCGUUUGAACCAGCUGAUGUUUUCCUGCUUCAGCAUUUUAAGCUUCUCUGUUGACUCUCUGGUUGCUGGGUUUUUAUUUAUUUUUGACACUUUCUUUUAUAAUUAAAUAAUUUUUUAUGCUUUGAGACUCUGACUGGGAUCUUCUGCAUCAUUAGAUGUAAACUGCACACUGAAUAAAGCUUACUUUUGGAAGGCUCAUCUUGAGUUUGAUAUUUGAUCCAUGCCAAGCUUGAGUACAGCAACCAGCUCAUAUCUCCAGACUUUCAUAGUUAUCUGUUGGACUGGAGCUGUAGAAAUAAAUAGAAACGAAACAUGCAUUAAUAUUCAUUCAAUUUAGACACAAUGUAACAACAGAGUCAAGGUUGUAAGUCCCUGGUAAAUCAGUAUUCCUUGUCACCAUUACACCAUGAAGACAAAAGAAACACCCAAAGCAACAAAGAGAAAACAUAAAUGAAAGUAUUUGUCAGGGUGUACCGAUUAACCAGAAUCCCUGGCUACCAUUACCCCAUGAAGAAAAAAAGAACACUCCAAGCAACUCAGAGAAAAGGUAAUGAAAGGCAUAAAUCAGGGAUACUGUUUAACCAGUAUUCCUGGCUACCAUUACACUAUGAAGACAAAAGAACACUCCGAGCAACUCAGAGAAAACAUAAAAAAAUAGGUGUAUGUCAGGGUGUACUGGAUAACCAGUAUUCCUGGCUACCAUUACACCACGAAGACAAAAGAACACUUCAAAGAACUCAGAGAAAACAAAUGAAAAGUGUAUGUCAGGGUGUACUGGUUAACCAUUACUCCUAGUUACCAUUACACCAUGAAGACAAAAGAAUACUCAAGGCAACAAAGAGAGAAAGUUAUUCAGCUAAACGUACAAGUCAGAGGAUGGAGGUAUGUGGGAGACCAUCCCCACUGUGAAACAUGUUGGUGGCAGCAUCAUGCUGUGGGGAUGCUUCUCGGCAGCAGGACCUGGCUUAAAAAUUUUAAAAAAGGCUUAAAAAGGUUGCGGUGAUUACAGUCAAAGAUGCAUCUAACUACUGACUUGAAGGGGGUGAAUACUUAUGCAGUCACUUAUUAUAGAUUACGUAUUUUAUUAUCCAUUUCAACUUUAAAGAUUUUCCACUAAAACAUCAAAACCUCCGAAAUAUGUUCACUUAUUGCAGCCAGGCUCAUCCUGAAACUAAAAAGCUUAAUCCUGCUGAUGAAGGCAGAAGAAAAGAUGAAUAAUUGCAAACAUAUGAGAGAAGUGAGUACUUCUAAAACCAGCGCCCAGAGCAGCUAAACAACAGCCCGUCAUCGAGGGUUGUCCUUUUUUUUUUUUUUUUUUUUUUUUUUUAAAUGUGGAGGCAACGCCCUGUUUGCUGGUCGUCUUCAUCACGAGACACACCUCUGAUCAUGACUCACUCAGACCCGGGAGGAUCUUUGUUCACACAGAUCAUCAGCUUGUUUUUAUGUUUGUGCCCCACCCAACCCCUCGUCCAUGGGUGUGUUCAUGGUUUUAACCUGACUUUCUCACCCUCUUUUUAUCCUCAUUUUUCUCUCACUUAAUUUGACUUUCUAAAAUCUUAAGAGUGUCUUAUCUUUGAAUGUUUUAAGCAUUAGAUGCUUUUAUGAAGUUUCUCCUGCAGUUUGUUCUGAAAACUUUGUGCAACUGCAGGUAUGCGUAUCAUUUAUUGACUUGGAGCUCCCCCUGGUGGGCAACUGCAUCAUCAGGGCAGCUGCAGCAUCCAGGGCUCUGAUUUAUCAAACUCUUACCAGUUGUUUAUGAGCUUAAACUGGUGUUUUUAAGACCUGGACAAUUAUAACAAUUUAAUAUUUGAAUGAAAUAAAAAAUAUAAAGAAAGUCAUUGUAUUGCCACUUUGGCUUCUUUGUAAAAUGUGUCUUUUAAAAUGAUAUUUUCUGCUUGAAU
This is a messenger RNA of Cheilinus undulatus (humphead wrasse), 5689 nucleotides long. RefSeq names its product CD99 molecule (gene cd99). The transcript has 11 exons. Gene Ontology annotation, biological process: homotypic cell-cell adhesion; positive regulation of neutrophil extravasation; T cell extravasation. The coding region runs from base 199 to 852 and encodes 217 amino acids. The record is from RefSeq and is a predicted model, not a curated record. Lineage: Eukaryota; Metazoa; Chordata; Actinopteri; Labriformes; Labridae.